This is a messenger RNA of Callithrix jacchus (white-tufted-ear marmoset), 1034 nucleotides long. RefSeq names its product zinc finger protein 511 (gene ZNF511). The record is from RefSeq and is a predicted model, not a curated record. Lineage: Eukaryota; Metazoa; Chordata; Mammalia; Primates; Cebidae.
AUGCAGCUGCCCCCUGCGCUCCGCGCCCGCCUCGCCGCGGGGCCCGGGACGGCCGAGCCACUGCCUGUAGCGCGGGACCCCACGGCCAAUGCCGCGCCUUUUCGCUUCGCUGCGCGCCCGGUGCGCUUCCCGCGGGAGCACGAGUUCUUCGAGGAUGGGGACGUGCAGCGCCACCUUUACCUCCAGGACGUGCUCUUGCAGGUGGCCGAUGUGCCUGAGAAGCCCAGGGUGCCCGCGUUCACCUGCCAGGUGGCCGGCUGCUGCCAAGUGUUUGAUGCCCUAGACGACUACGAGCACCACUACCACACGCUGCACAGAAACGUUUGCUCCUUUUGCAAACGGGCCUUCCCUUCCGGACACCUGCUGGAUGCCCACAUCCUGGAGUGGCACGAUUCGCUCUUCCAGAUCCUGUCCGAGAGGCAGGACAUGUACCAGUGCCUGGUAGAAGGCUGCACAGAGAAGUUCAAGACCAGCAGAGACCGGAAGGAUCACAUGGUGAGGACGCACCUGUACCCCGUGGACUUCCGUUUUGAUAAGCCAAAGAAAAGCAGAAGCCCAGCCUCACCAGGGGCCGGCACCAAAGCCUCUGCAGAAGUCCAGGGGAACAGCGGAGAGCGGUCAGAAGGGGACGCCAUGGAAAUCUGCACUGAGCCUGUGGUGGCCUCCCCUGCACCGGUGGGUGAGAGGCGGACCUGCAGUCACAGGAUACCCGCUACCAUCUGCUUUGGUCAGGGUGCCGCUCGAGGGUUUAAAAGCAGCAAGAAGAAAACCAAACAGCACUGAUGGGCUCAGGAGUGGCCACUGGAGUGACACCAGCCCGGGCCUUUCUCUGAGGUGCUGUGGCCCAGGCCCUCGCCAUCCUCCCUGUCUCUGUCCCUCAGCAAAUGGCAUCAGCACCUGUCAUCAGGAACCGUGGGGGACCCACGGAUUUUGGAAACAACCCAGCACGCUAUCGGGAAUGAGAUGCGGACGUCCUGCCUCCCCUGCAGGCCCACCCUGAGAAUGUAUUUUUAAACACAUGAAAUAGUAUUUUA